Molecule: messenger RNA, 1957 nt
Organism: Saccostrea cuccullata (small rock oyster)
Lineage: Eukaryota; Metazoa; Mollusca; Bivalvia; Ostreida; Ostreidae
Product: putative ankyrin repeat protein RF_0381
Exons: 1
Coding region: 271-1833 (520 amino acids)
Molecular function (GO): protein binding
Source: RefSeq, a predicted model, not a curated record
UUUGAAACAAAAAGAUAUAUUGCAAUUGACUUUAGUCUUUGGUUUUUGGACGAAUAUCAUGCCCGAGUUGUAGACUGGAUUAUUGCAUAUAACCACGUUGGUUUACUCUCUGGUCUCAUAGAAAUUAUCAGGGGGAAAAGUCAACUCGUUGAAGGAAAGGUUUGUCUCACUGAUAAAAAUGGUCAGGGCAGUUUAGAAGUAUUAUUUGGUAAGAAUCUAGAAUCACAAUCUUCUUAUUUAAGUUUAGCUUGUUCAAGCCGCAGUUUGGAUAUGGUCAAACUGAUACUUAGUUGCGUGAAACACGAGUGUAUAAAUUAUAUUUAUGAUCGGAUUGUGUGGCCAUUAAUGACUGCUUCUAUGGUUGGCUGUACUGACGUUGUCAAAUUCCUACUUAAAGAAGGAGCAAAUAUCAAUUUGUUAAAUAAGGAAUAUUAUUCAUGCCUAUUUUUUUCUUGUAUGUAUGGCCGAUACGACAUAGCCGAAAUAUUAAUCAAAGAAGGCGCUGACGUUAAUUUGUGUACGGCAGAUGGAUAUACUCCUCUUGAUGCAGCAAUGUUAAUAGGAAAUGCACGUCUUGUGAAACUUCUUAUUACAAACGGUGCUGAUAUCAAUUAUGUGAACGUGAACGAGCUGUUUUCACUGUUUUAUGAAAUGGUUUUAGACAAUCUAGAUAUUCUUAAACUUUUAAUUGAGAGUGAUCAUAAUGUGCAUAUUAAUACCAAGUGUCUAUCUGUCGCCUGUGAAAAUGGUAAAAGUAGUGCUGUUGAGUAUCUAAUCGAUAAGGUAGAUAUCAAUCAAGUUGAUGACAAUUGUGUGCCUGCACUUCAUUCUGCUGCCAGUUCAGGUCAUCUUGGUAUUGUAGAAUAUCUUGUAGAACAUAGUGCUAACGUCAAUCUGUGUGACGUAAUCGGACGUACUCCGUUAUUCCACGCAUCAAUAACUGGUCAUCUGGAAAUUGUGAAGUUUCUAUUACAAAAUGGUGCUGAUAUCAAUGUAGGUGCUAGUUGUUUAUCUUCCGCUUUUGAAGUCGGCCAUUUAAAUAUUGUAGAUUUUUUCAUUGCCAAGAUGGAUGUUAACGCGGUCAGUGACAUUUGUGAUCCCCCACUCCAUUGUGCUUGUGGUCAAGGUCAUCUUGAUUUUGUUAAAUAUUUAGUAGAGCGUGGAGCAAAUGUGAAUUUAAUGAAUUCAAGUAAUGAUAGUCCACUCUACUGCGCUACAAAGAAUGGACAGUUACAUUUAAUUCAAUACUUAGUAGAACAUGGUGCUAAAAUAAAUCAAGAUAUUUUUGGUUAUGAAAAUGCAUCCCCUUUGUGCUGUGCUUCAAGUGAAGGUUAUCUGGAAAUUGUGAAAGAGUUGAUCAAGCUUGGUGCUGACGUCAAUCUAUGUGACGUAAAUGGAGCAACUUCACUGUGCUACGCAUCAAAAUCUGGUUAUCUGGAGACUGCAAAAUUUCUGCUACAAAACGGUGCUGAUGUUAAUGUUGGAGCUAGUUGUCUAUCUUUCGCUAGUAAGGGCGGUCAUUUAGAUGUUGUAGAAUGUCUCAGUGAUAAGAUGGAUGUUAACAAGGUUAGUGAUAUUUGUGAUCCUCCACUCCAUUGCGCAUGUGGUGAAGGUCAUCUAAGUAUUGUUAAAUAUCUAGUAGAGCAUGGGGCAGAGGUUAAUUUGCUAAGUUUUUCUAAUGACAGUCCACUAUGUUGUGCUGUGGAGAAAGGACAUCUUCAAGUUGUUGAAUAUCUUGUUGAACAUGGUGCCGUCAUAAGCCAUGCUAUUGAAAUUGCAAUGGAACGUGGUCAAGAGGACAUCCUAGAUUUUAUGUUAAAACAUUUGCACUAGGAAAGAAAAAAUAUUUAGCACUAUAUAAAUGUUGGAUUAGUUUGACACCAAAAAAAAAAAAAUGCAGAAACAAAUAAAGUCAUCAUGUAUGUCAAAUGUUAUUGCAUUUUCAAUACCAUUAGUU